Cynoglossus semilaevis (tongue sole) is the source of this 2759-nucleotide messenger RNA. RefSeq names its product ATPase H+ transporting V1 subunit B2 (gene atp6v1b2b). Gene Ontology annotation, biological process: vacuolar acidification; proton transmembrane transport; ATP metabolic process. The record is from RefSeq and is a predicted model, not a curated record. Lineage: Eukaryota; Metazoa; Chordata; Actinopteri; Pleuronectiformes; Cynoglossidae. The coding region runs from base 94 to 1647 and encodes 517 amino acids. Gene Ontology annotation, cellular component: proton-transporting V-type ATPase, V1 domain. The transcript has 14 exons. Gene Ontology annotation, molecular function: ATP binding; proton-transporting ATPase activity, rotational mechanism.
UCUGUAUGUGUUGCGGCAACUGUGGUUACUGCGCCGGCGCAGACGCUGUCACGACUCUGCUUCUUCUUCAACAACUGCUCCGGUAAAGAAAAAAUGGCAAUGAAGGCGCUCCGGGGAAUAGUGAACGGAGCCAUGAACGAGCUGUCCUCAGCCGUGAGCGGGAACAGACCUGCACCUGCGUCCACCGCUGCUGCAGCCCGGGAGCAUGUGAUGGCUGUGAGCCGUGAUUACAUCUCUCAGCCCCGCCUGACCUAUAAAACUGUGUCUGGAGUCAACGGUCCACUGGUCAUCCUGGACCAGGUGAAGUUCCCCAGGUACGCAGAGAUUGUCCAUCUCACACUGCCUGACGGUACCAGGAGGAGUGGACAGGUCCUGGAGGUCACAGGGUCCAAGGCUGUGGUUCAGGUGUUUGAAGGGACUGCAGGCAUUGAUGCCAAAAAGACAAGCUGUGAGUUCACAGGGGACAUCUUAAGGACACCGGUCUCUGAGGACAUGUUGGGACGUGUUUUUAACGGCUCUGGAAAACCUAUCGACAGAGGACCAGCCGUCCUCGCUGAAGACUUCCUGGACAUCAUGGGUCAGCCUAUCAACCCUCAGUGUCGUAUCUACCCCGAGGAAAUGAUCCAAACUGGAAUAUCUGCCAUCGAUGGCAUGAACAGCAUCGCCCGAGGACAGAAGAUACCCAUCUUCUCAGCUGCAGGACUGCCUCACAAUGAGAUUGCAGCUCAGAUUUGUCGUCAGGCUGGUUUGGUAAAAAAGCCCAAGGACGUGAUGGACUACAGCGAGGACAACUUUGCCAUCGUGUUUGCCGCUAUGGGGGUCAACAUGGAGACGGCCAGAUUCUUUAAGUCAGACUUCGAGGAGAAUGGAUCCAUGGACAACGUUUGUCUCUUCCUCAACCUGGCCAACGAUCCCACCAUUGAGAGAAUCAUCACACCCCGUCUGGCCCUGACAGCUGCUGAAUAUCUGGCCUAUCAGUGUGAGAAGCACGUCCUGGUCAUCCUCACUGACAUGAGCUCCUAUGCAGAGGCUCUGCGAGAGGUCUCCGCAGCCAGAGAGGAGGUGCCGGGACGCAGAGGCUUCCCUGGUUACAUGUACACGGAUCUGGCCACAAUCUACGAGAGAGCCGGAAGAGUGGAAGGACGUAACGGCUCCAUCACACAGAUCCCCAUCCUCACCAUGCCCAACGAUGACAUCACUCAUCCCAUACCUGACUUGACUGGAUACAUCACAGAGGGUCAGAUAUAUGUGGACAGACAACUGCACAACAGACAGAUCUAUCCUCCCAUUAACGUGCUGCCGUCGCUCUCUCGUCUGAUGAAAUCUGCCAUCGGCGAGGGAAUGACCCGCAGAGACCACUCUGAUGUUUCCAACCAGCUUUAUGCAUGCUACGCCAUCGGAAAAGACGUCCAGGCCAUGAAGGCAGUGGUGGGAGAGGAGGCUCUGACUGCUGACGACCUCCUCUACCUGGAGUUCCUGACCAAGUUUGAGAAGAACUUCAUCUCCCAGGGAGCGUACGAGAACAGGAGUGUGUACGAGACUCUGGACAUCGGAUGGCAGCUGAUGAGGAUCUUCCCCAAAGAGAUGCUGAAGCGAAUCCCUCAGAGCACCUUGGCUGAGUUUUACCCCCGAGAGGCCAAACACUGAGCCGGCCCCUGCUGCUUCCAGCUGAAAUCUCGCUGCAUAGAUCCAGUGCAUACAGUGUAGUGUUGUGACAUCACACGUGGCGUGACGCUGUAACCGUCCCGUGGCCUUGAAAACCAAACGUUCCUGCUCCAACAGCCAGAAUGAGAAGAUGUUUUAAUACACACAGAGUUUAUGUUUAUAAAGAGAGAAGGACAGAAAGGACAUCCCCAGAAUACACUGUCUCUAUAUUGUCCAUUACUGAAAUUCUAGAUAUUAUUUAUCAUAGUUCUAUAAAUCGACCUAAUAACUUAUCAAACCACUGUGAUUAAAAGACCACUUCACACAGUGUGCCAAUCAACACUGGUCGCUGGGUAGUUAGUAGUAAAAGCAAGUGUCUCUUCCUGCUGCUACUCCUAAAAAUAUUAGUUUAUAAGUAGAGACGUCCGAUAAUGUUGGCCGACCGAUAUUAGCAUGAUCAUGUAAUAUUGGUAGGAACCGUUAUCGGAUUUAGACCAAGUCAUGUUCAGAUCUUGAUCUGAUCGUCUUGGUCUUCAUUACUCUGCUAAUCUUUCUAAAGUCCACUUUCAGUCGUCUUCAUGAGGUCUGGAAUUUCGGGACCAAAACUUUACCUGGUUAAAAAAAAAAAAAAAAAGAGUCCAGGAGCUGCGACUGAUGCGCUGACUUGUAUUUCUGCCUUUAAAAUCUCGUGACACCUCCCGUGACGUCACUGUCAGGAUGUUUUAAACGAGGCCAGAAUGUUUACGACGCCACAGGUGGUUGAAGCCAUGUCUGUGAAGGAAGCCAGGAGAUGAAGUGAUGAGUGUGGAAACUUUUCUGGUUUGAAUGUGCAGUGUUUGAGUGUGACGUAACCGUUCGUUCUCCUCGGUGUCGUUUCUUUUGAAGCUGGUGUUGAAUUUGUCAUUUUGUUGUGAUCGAUUCUGUGUUUGUGUACUAUGCUGUUCUCUAGUAUUCGAACACAGCGGUCAUGAGUUCGGUCUAUGGGUUGUGUAUUUGUUUUCUCAGUGUGUGCGUAUUAAUUGAUUAUACUAAUCAGCGUGCAUGCAUUGUUGUUAAAUGUUUACUCUUGAUGCCUCAUUAAAUCAGAUACAGUGUGAAAUUAAACCAAAAAAAAA